Messenger RNA from Stegodyphus dumicola, 1818 nucleotides. RefSeq lists its product as uncharacterized. Gene Ontology annotation, molecular function: lipase activity. The record is from RefSeq and is a predicted model, not a curated record. Gene Ontology annotation, biological process: lipid catabolic process. NCBI's taxonomy places the organism in Eukaryota, Metazoa, Arthropoda, Arachnida, Araneae, Eresidae.
AAUGUGUGUUUUAUUUUAGUUUGGUUUUCUUCGCGAAAUGCAGUAUGUGUUGCGGCAUAUAGGAUGGGUUUUAACAUGGCGUCUAUCGCGGUAUUAUGCUUGUUACUUCUUGAAAGAUUCUUGGCGUCCGAUAUGGACGAAUACACAGAGCCAGUUUUGAAUGGACUGCGAGUACUUGAACAACAAGCUUUAAGAAUUACUCCGAGCAAAAGGCAGCCUAACAUCUUGACCAAACACCGACAGUUGACAAGACUUUAUUUGUUUUCUCGAGACAGCAUUUCGGAAGGUCUAAGAUUAGAUUUGCAUAAUGAUGAAGGAUUUCUGUACUUCAACCCACAUCUGGAUACCAAAAUCAUAAUUCACGGAUUUAUGGAUAAAGCAAGAAUUGCUGAUUGGAUGCACGCUAUGAAAGAUGAAUUUCUUUUAUUGGAUGACCUCAAUGUGAUAAUUGUCGACUGGAGUUACGGGAAUUUCAUACCUUAUACUAGAGCAGCUGGAAACACACAGCAAGUUGGUGAAGAGAUCUCUGAAGUAUUAAAAAUAUUAAUUAAUCAGUUUGGAGCCAAGCCGAGUAAAUUUCACCUGAUAGGACAUAGUUUGGGCUCUCAUGUUGCAGGACAUGUUGGUGAACGAGUAAAAGGUUUACAGCGUAUCACAGGUUUGGAUCCUGCAACAUAUCUCUUCAGUAACAUCUCACCGAGAGGCAAACUUGAUCGAUCAGAUGCUGUUUUCGUGGAUGUUAUUCACACGGACGCUGGAGGUAUUGGAAUGGUUGAGACAGUUGGCCAUGUGGAUUUUUAUCCGAAUGGUGGUGAAGUGCAACCACAAUGUACUGCCUCAAAUUCGUUGAAAACACUAUUAGAACGAGGGGUUGUAGAAGGUGUUCGCGAUAUGAUCUGCAGCCACAUGAGGGCGCCAAUGUUGUUCAUAGAAACCAUAAACCGUCGACACUGCCAGAUGCUUGCUCACAAGUGCUCGAGUUGGGAUGCUUAUUUGAGCGGACAAUGCGAUACCUGUAAUGAAACAGGAAACGGAUGUGCUUAUAUGAGUUAUCAUUUGGAUAUGAAACGGAAUUAUGGAAACGACUCUAAGUAUUUUCUAAUAACGGCCGGUUCUCCCCCUUAUUGCGGUUACAGCUAUAAAAUAGUCUUAAAAAGAAUAACAGAAACUGGCAAAGCUGGUCGUCGGUCAGUCCCCGCUAUUUGGAAACGUGGGGAGUGGUCAGAUUCUGACAUACUUCGAAUUUCUGUUUACGGAGUCAGCGGGUCUGCCGAAUUUAAAAUAGAGGGAAAAAAAACAGGUUGGCAAGAUACUUACGUAGUUUUUAGUCACUCCUUUCUGGGUGACAUUAUCGGAGCCAUUAUACGUUGGGAAAAGAAGCCAUUAUCCAGGGUCAGAGGGGUCAUGAAUAUGAUUUCUCAUGUCAUUCAGCGAGAGGCUCCAUUGCCUUACAUCUACGCCAUUCUUAUUUCCCCCUUGAAGGAUCCCAGUUCGUGGCAAGCUCUCUAUUCAGUGACAGAAUUGUGUGUCAGUCCGAUGUUACUCAAUCAGCGAGACCAACAAGGAGCAACGUUUCGCAGUGAAUUUUGCUAAUUGUCUCGCAUUAUCCUGGAAUCGAUACUGAACAUGCUCAAAAAGAAAACUUAUCAAAAUAUUUUUUAUUUAUUAUUUUUUGUUUAUCAUAUUAGUGAUUUAAUCUUGCGUAAAACGUGCAUAUUGUGGAAUUACAUAUACUUUUUCAAAAUGCUAAAAAUCUUUGUUGCUGCAAUACACAACACAUUUGUCAGUAAAAACUGUUGCAACAAUAAAAUCAGUAUA